GAGCAUCUUCUUCAGUGACUUCAGCCGCCCGAGCAAGAUCCGCCACUUGAAGUCCCUCGGCCCGAGGCACCCGCCCGUCCGCCAUGGACUACGAUGAAGGAAUAGAUCGGGAUUAUGGCCAUGGAUUUUAUGGAGGGAUGGAUCGUGACUAUGGCCAUGGCUCCUAUGGGGGUCCAAGAUCCAUGGACUCUUACCUAAACCAGUCCUAUGAUAUGGACAAUCAUAGUGGUAGUGGUGGUGGUGGUGGUGGCGGUAACAGGUUUGGACCUUAUGAGUCUUACGACUCCGGGUCUUCUCUGGGUGGGCGAGAUCUGUACAGAUCUGGCUAUGAUUUUAAUGAACCCGAACAAAGCCGCUUCGGAGGUAGUUAUGGUGGUCGAUUUGAGAGCUCCUACCGGAAUAGCCUUGACUCUUUCGGAGGUAGAAACCAGGGCGGGUCUAGCUGGGAAGCACCUUACUCCCGUUCAAAAUUGAGGCCUGGGUUUAUGGAGGACAGAGGAAGAGAAAGUUACUCUUCCUACAGCAGUUCUUCUUCACCCCAUAUGAAGCCUGCACCUGUAGGCUCUCGGGGGAGAGGAACGCCUGCUUAUCCUGAAAAUACGUUUGGAAGCAGAAACUAUGAUGCUUUUGGAGGACCAUCAACAGGCAGAGGCCGAGGCCGAGGACAUAUGGGUGAUUUUGGAGGCAAGCGUAAACCUGGAAUUAUUGUAGACUAUCAUAACAAACCCAGUAAUGUAGCAGUUGCUGCAAGAGGAAUCAAGAGAAAAUUGAUGCAACCAUCUAAUAAGCCUGGAGGAACAUUUAUCAAGAAACUCAAACUGACAAAAGUGAUUGAGAAGAUAAACCAGAAAAAAUCACCUACUAAAAUGACUCCUAAAAGUGAAGAAGAGAAACGACGAGUAGAAAUACGAAGAGAGAAACAAAGACGGAGAAGAGAGAAGAUCAGUGAGAAAUAUGGUGAUGAGUACAGGAUGGCAUUCACAUGUUCAUUUUGCAAAUUUCGAACAUUUGAAGAAAAAGAAAUUGAGCUUCAUUUGGAAAGUUCUUCUCACAAGGAAACCUUAGAUCAUAUUCAGAAACAAACCAAAUUUGACAAAAUAGUUAUGGAAUUUUUGCACGAAUGCAUGGUAAAUAAAUUCAAGAAAACAUCAAUGCGUAAACAACAGACGACGAAUGAUUCAGAAGCUGUCAAAGUGGUUGAGAAAGAUGUAAUGGAAGGGGUUACUGCAGAUGACCACAUGAUGAAAGUAGAGACUGUACACUGCAGUGCUUGCAGUGUGUAUGUACCUGCCUUACACAGUUCGGUUCAACAGCACUUAAAAUCUCCUGACCAUGCCAAGGGGAAACAAGCAUAUAGAGAACAAAUAAAAAGAGAGAGUGUCUUAACUGCAACCAGCAUCUUGAAUAAUCCAAUUGUAAAAGCACGGUAUGAACUUUUUGUUAAGGGUAAGAAUCCUUUUGAAGCUGCAGAUCCAAGUCAGGAACAACAAGGAGAAGAAUCUGAUGAGGAGGAAGAAAAGAUUGAUGAGCCUGUGGAAGAAGAAGAAGAAGUAGUAGAAGAGGAGGAAGUGGAAGAAGUGGAGGAAGAAGAGGAAGGAACAGAAGAACAAGUUGACUUCAAUAGUGAACAGCCUGAAGAAAAUUAACUACAUGAGGAAUUAGAUGUAGCAUUUCUCCCCUUACAUUGACUAAGAUUUUUAAAUAUAGUAUAAAAUUAGUUGUUUAAUACUCUGUGCAUGCAUUUCAUGAUCUUUAAAUUUAAAAUGUUUUGGAUUUGUUUUACAAAAAUGAAGGGUAAGACUAUUUUAGUAAAGUUUUUAUAGUAACCAAACUUAGAUCUGGUAAGUUGUUUGUAUAAUUUUGUUUUGCUUUUUUUUUUUUUCCCCACUUUAUGGAUGUUGACACUAAGAUGUGUAGUAUUAAUAUGUCUACUGUAAUCAUUUUAUUAGAAAUGCUGCUCAUGGGAGUAAAUAUUCAUAAUGUAUAAAAAACUUUUGAAUUAUUACCCCUUUGAGAGAUGAUUGGGCCAGAACUUUUUUCCUUUAAGUAUGGCUAUUUUUAGACUGUAUUACUCAGUGUAUGCUAAUUUAUGUUAAGAGCAUACACUUAAAACUUUUUUGGACUAUGUGUCAAUUUAUAGUAGUAAAUGUUUUUUAGAAACAUUUUUUCCUGAAGUAAUAAUUUUGAUCAACUGGAAUUUAUCAAUGGGAUAUUUUCAAAAUCAAGAUUGUGUAGCUUCAGUAUUCAAAUAUUGAAAAUUUGUUGGAUAGAACUUCAUUUGUAUCAGUAAUCAAAUUUUUGACAAAUAUAGAGCUUUCCAAAUUUCAUUUUUUCAGCAUAUAAAAUUGAUUUUGAAUAUCUUGGUGAUCUGUUUAGAGAUUUUUAGUUUAGUUUUUUUUGUGUGUGUGUGCCAAACCUUGAUUUCCUUUUGAUUGUAUGUUUAAAUACAGAAUUGUAUCAUAGCUAUUAUGAGUUCCUUUGUCGUGCCACUUAACUGACUGAUACAUUAAGAAUCAAACUGUCAUAUUUUUGUGAAUAUUGUCUCUUUGGAAUAAAUAAUCACUGAAUUUUAAAA
This is a messenger RNA of Antechinus flavipes (yellow-footed antechinus), 2575 nucleotides long. RefSeq names its product DBIRD complex subunit ZNF326-like. Gene Ontology annotation, molecular function: DNA binding. Gene Ontology annotation, cellular component: nucleus; DBIRD complex. Gene Ontology annotation, biological process: regulation of DNA-templated transcription elongation. NCBI's taxonomy places the organism in Eukaryota, Metazoa, Chordata, Mammalia, Dasyuromorphia, Dasyuridae. The record is from RefSeq and is a predicted model, not a curated record. The coding region runs from base 84 to 1646 and encodes 520 amino acids. The transcript has 11 exons.